AUGGCUCAUCAUUUAGUGUUCUUCCUACUCACCCUAAUAGCCUUGGCUGCCUUAGUACAAUGUCAAGCGGUAGAGUUCCAUGUGACCAAUAAUGCAGCAUCCAUGCUCGGUUGGGCUCGAUUCACUGACCAGAUUGGAGUCGAGUACACCGAGCAAAAGAUGAACUCUUCCACAGAGUUCAUGCGGAGGCUGCUGAAUGAAACUAGCAUCCAGGGUCAGAAAUCGGAGGUGUCGAAUGUGACUCUUUUUUUGGAAACCCUAGACGACGACAUAGCCUACACCAAUAUCGAAAACCAGCAGGCACCUGUGGGGCUGAUGGAAGGGAUAGCGGAUUCCGUGAGGCUUAAGGCGGGGCUGGCACCAAGCCAGGGCAAGGUGACCGCUGGGAUCAAGGCAAAGAAAGUUGAUGAGCUGUGGAGUGAUUACGAGGCCGAGUAUGGACACUAA
Molecule: messenger RNA, 447 nt
Organism: Punica granatum (pomegranate)
Lineage: Eukaryota; Viridiplantae; Streptophyta; Magnoliopsida; Myrtales; Lythraceae
Source: RefSeq, a predicted model, not a curated record